AUGGAGACCAAAACAAUUCAUUUCUUUCUUCCAUUGCUUGCUACAUUUUGUUUAGUUCCUGUUAUAUCAUCAACCACCACCUUUGAAGAUAACAAGAACUACUACAUUACUCCAACUCCAGAUCCAAGUAUAGGAACUCCUCCCUCAUCAGGGUCAUUAUCACCACAAACUCCAUCAUCUCCAUCUCAUGGAUCUGGGCAUGGAUCAUCACCCUCUCAUGGAAGCCCAUCACAUGGAGGAAGCAGCAGUAACUGUGGCUCACCACCACCAUCACACUCAGGAGGUGGUGGUUACUACAACUCGCCGCCGUCGACACCAACACCAGCCACCCCAAUUGACCCUGGCACCCCCAGCAUCCCCUCACCACCUUUCCUUCCUACACCAUCUCCCUUCUCUGGUGGUACCUGCAACUUCUGGAGCAAUCAUCCAGGACUAAUUUUCGGAGUUCUUGGAUGGUGGGGAACCCUAGGAAAUGCAUUUGGUGUGACAAGUAUUCCAGGGAUGAGUUCUGGAAUCACAUUGCCACAAGCACUCUCCAACACAAGAAAAGAUGGAAUUGGAGCACUCCUUAGGGAAGGUACUGCUUCAUACCUCAACUCUCUUGUCAACCACAAGUUUCCAUACACAACCUCCCAAGUCAGAGACCAAUUUGCCGCCUCAAUCACCUCCAACAAGGCGGCCGCCGCCCAGGCGCAGCUCUUCAAGAUGGCCAACGAAGGCCGAACGAAGCCUAAUUUCUAA
Molecule: messenger RNA, 741 nt
Organism: Arachis stenosperma
Lineage: Eukaryota; Viridiplantae; Streptophyta; Magnoliopsida; Fabales; Fabaceae
Product: protodermal factor 1-like
Exons: 3
Coding region: 1-741 (246 amino acids)
Source: RefSeq, a predicted model, not a curated record